Messenger RNA from Galeopterus variegatus (Sunda flying lemur), 1547 nucleotides. It is a transcript of the gene FAM221B, whose product is annotated as family with sequence similarity 221, member B. The transcript is spliced from 7 exons. The record is from RefSeq and is a predicted model, not a curated record. The coding region runs from base 222 to 1505 and encodes 427 amino acids. NCBI's taxonomy places the organism in Eukaryota, Metazoa, Chordata, Mammalia, Dermoptera, Cynocephalidae.
CCCUUCCCCAGGCCAGCAUAGAGGUCCUUUGCGAAGAUCUGCAGAUGUCCAAGUCCCUCCCCAAAUAGUAGUCUCGGGCAAGGCCUUUUACCACCCAGCGCCUGCAGCUGGGGCUCAUCGACAGCCAAGAGCCUUCCCUCCCUCGGGACCAACACUUGCCCUAUCAUCCGAAGGCAAGAUUCCGACCUGAGGACUUGGAACAACCAAGCCAAAGCUCAGAGAUGGAAGCAGACGAGGUCACAGAAGAGCCUCCUACCAUCGUGGAUCCAAAGGAGCACCCUCCUUCAAAGGACUCCUCUGCUGAGGACCCACAGGAGUCCCCUAUCUCUGGAACUCCCUUGCAGCCUUCCAUCUCUGAGACCCCUUUAGAGCCCCGCACCUCUGAAUCCCCUUUGGUGCCUUCCCCUUCCCAGACCCCUUUAGAGUCCCACACGCCUUUGGUGCUAAACCCUUCCCAGACCCCAUUAGAGACCCACACCUCUGAAACCCUUUUCAAGCCUUCCAUCUCUGAGAUCCCUUUGGAGACCCCUAUCUCUGAGACCCAAUUGGAGACUCACAUCUCUAAGGUCCCUGAGAAACACCUUAUUUUUCAACACUUAACAGCAGGUCAGGUCUCUGUGUCUUCCUCUAACACUUUGAGGGAAGACCUCUCCUCUGAGUCUUCUUCCAGUGAGGUCCCAUGGACAAGGAGGUCCACUCUGGUACCUGAAUCUGAGAGAUUUCCAAAGCACUCCUUUUCAGGCCCUUCAGCCCAAGUCCACCUGGAUACCUCUGCAAAGCAGAAGGAAGAAGCAGGAGAGAACGAGGAUGGAAUGGAAACCAGUCACUGCGCUGCUCACACACCCCAGCCUGGACACCAGCUGGGCAAAGAGAAGUGGAAGAAAGGACUUAGCUGUUACACAGUCCACCCAGACAUCCCUGCUAAGCAGGAAGAGGUGGUGGAAGUGGCUAAAGCAAUGCACAGACAGCAGUUUGGUGCUCAGGUGAAUCAUCUUUUCCAGUGGGAGAAAAAUGCAUCCCUCAAUGCCAUCCAGACAGGUCUCUACAUCGGCUGGCGCUGCCCCCAUUACCUAUGGGACUGUUUCCGGAUUGGGAAUGAGUCCAAGUGCUUUUGUGGUCACUUGCUGAGAGAGCACCAGGUCAUCUCAGACAUAUCCGUACCCUGCCAUGUGAGCCAGUGCCGCUGCCUCAUGUUCUGCUUUAUCCCAUCACGCCCAGAGGAGGUGGGUGAAUUCUGGCUCAAGAGACGGGCCACCUUCGACCCCAAGGCCUGGAGAGCCCAAUGUCGCUGCAAACACAGCCAUGAAGACCAUGCAGCCACUGGGUCCCAUCCCUGCAAGCAUCAUGGCUGUUGCUGCAACUGUUUUGAGUCUAAUUUCCUCUGUGCGGCCUGUGACCGGUGCUGGGAGGAACAUGAGACUUUCUUUGAGACCAGGGAGACCCGGCGACGAGGAGGAAGGCCUCAAGGGACAGACACUGUCAACAACUGGCGCAGGCCUUUGUGAGCCUGGCCCAGAUCAGCAGUAAAGCAGAAGUCACAGAAAUCU